GUUUCACUUUAUUCCUCUCGAUGUACCUGGUUGUAGUCUUUAAAGACACAAGGUGUAUUUGAAUGUUGCAGUGAAAAACAGAAAGAGGUCCACGAAUAAAAAGGGUCUUUUGAUUAUUGGUUGAGAAUCUUACAGACGGUGUCGACUUUUCAGCAGGUGGGCGUGUUCGUUAGAAAGCGCCUUCCCUUCCACCUGAGUGAUCGCGCAUGCGCAGCUCUCCUUUUCCCUUUCUUUUGCAGGAAUGCACACACGCACGCACGCACGCACUUGCAGCCGGUGUCAGUGUGUGUGUCACUGUGUGUGUGUGUGUGUGUGUGUGUGUGUCGGUUGCAUACCGUGCAGUGCCUGUGGAUGCCAACCGGAGUCAAACGGGAUUAGUAACCCUUUCUUUUUCGGUACAUUUGGACGUUUUUUAUCAGGGGUUUGGUUCAGGAGAAUCCGCACAGCUGGAGCCGUUCACUCCGGCCUCUCAGCAGAUUGUACCCAGUCUCGGUGCUCUCUCAGCGGGCUCUCCGUCCUCAUGCUGACCCUCAAGUGAUGUCCCGCCUCCAUCAUCGUCACCACGACCGUCGCCAUGGUCACGUAUCACCACGGUGACCGGACGACUGACGACCCCUCUCUGCCCUCGUCCGAGCGGCUGCGAGGAUGCACGUGAUGGGCAGCGUGUCCCCGGCCAAUGAGAGGGAGGGAUUCGUCCUGCAGGAUGGAGCCAGAUUUUCUGAUGGCGAGGGAAACCAGACUGUACCGCCUCCCCCUCAUCCUCCUCCUCCCCCCCCACCUCCUCCUCCCCCUCCCCUACCGCCCCCUCCGCCCCUGCUUCCAGGGCUGGGAGACCCUGCAGGAGGCCUGAAGAAGAAGAAGAGGGUCAGGAGUUUCUUCUGGAAAACCAUACCAGAGGAUCAGGUGAAAGGGCGGUCCAACCUGUGGACUCAGCGCCGGGUGCAGCAGCAGUACCAGAUCGACGUGCAAACCAUCGAGGAGCUGUUUGGUCAGAGCGACCGUCAAUCAAACGGAAAGGACCCACCCACCAGGGGCGGGAGGACCAGGGGCUCCUUCAGGGAGGCCAGAGAGGAGGUCUCCAUUCUGGACUCAAAGAGAGGGAUGAACAUCGGGAUUUUCCUCAAACAGUUCAAGAGGACCAAUCAGGCGGUAGUGGAGGACAUUCGCCAUGGUAACAGUGAGCGUCUGGGGGCGGGGCCUCUCAGGGAGCUGCUGAAGCUGCUGCCGGAGAAAGAGGAGGUGGAGAAGCUCCGGGGUUACCACGGCGACGUAUCUAAGCUCUCAUUGGCCGAUUCCUUCGUGCACCUGCUGAUACAGCUGCCCAGUUACUCGGUGCGCAUCGAGUCCAUGCUGCUGAAGGAGGAGUUCCCUGCAGCCUGUGAAGCCAUGAGGAGAGACGUGAGGAUCCUCCGCUCUGCAGCCAGAGAGUUGAUGUGUUGUGAGGAGCUGCAUGCUGUGCUGCACCUGGUGCUGCAGGCCGGAAACCUCCUGAACGCUGGAGGUUAUGCAGGGAACGCUGUGGGCUUCAAGCUGUCGUCCCUUCUGUCUCUGGCCGACACCAAAGCCAACAAACCGGGCAUGAACCUGCUGCACUUUGUGGCUCUGGAGGCUCAGAAGAUAGACUCAAAGCUGUUGGAGUUUCCUCAGAAGUUGAUCCACGUCCAGCCUUCAGCCAGGAUCUCGUUGGAGACGCUGGACGCUGAGCUGCAGUAUCAGACGUCUCGGACUCGAUCUGUGGAGGAGAACAUCCAGAGAGACACACACCUGCUGCAGCAACUGGACAGCUUCCUGCAGUCAGCCACCUCCUCCCUGUGCUCCCUGCGGCUCAGUCGUGAGCAGCUGAAGCAGGAGGGCAGCGACCUGCUGGAUUUCUUCUGUGAGGACAGGGAGACGUUCCGGCUGGACGACUGCUUCAACAUCUUCAACUCCUUCUGCUGCCGCUUCACGCAGGCGGCCAAGGAGAACGCAGAGCGGGAGGCGAAGGAGGCUUCGCGAAGUCGGCGUCUGCAGGAGCUGGAGGAGCAGAAGAGGCAUUCGUGGGCCGGGGGGGAGGAGGUCGGGGGAGCGUUCGGUUUGCGCUGCAGCAGCGAGACCGACAUGUCCGCCGCCGCGUUGCGCCGCGACGACGCCGGACUGCUAUUGGAGCUCCUGACCCCAAGGUCCCGCCCCCGCUCGCCCCUCAAUAACUCCUUCAAUCCUCUGGGCCGAUCAGGAAGCUUACAACGUUCCAGAAAGUCUCCAUCCAGCUUGUCUUUUCUCACUGCGGACCGCGAGCUGAGCACGCUCCUGGGGAGGAACAAAGCUUUUCCAUCGGCCUCCCCAGAAAUCAGAAGUCCAGGACCCUCCAUUAAGACAUGCAACUUACCCCAAAACCAGCAGCCUCAAGCGGGAACACCGCAAACCGCCUCCUCGCCUCCCAAAAGUGCACAAAACGCCAACCAUACAACUGCCAGUUACCUCAGCUUUGAUGCUACGCAGACUCGAGUGAACCAAGUAGAAACUACCUCUGAUCCGAGCCCGCAGUCCGACCACAACAACAACAACGGCAAACAUCGACAAGACUUUGGGCCGCAUUCGGACUGUCGUGCCGGUUCUAAAGGGGAACCAGCGAAGCAGGAGCUGGAUUUUCCUGAUCGCAGUGACGAGAAGUUUGAUCGAUCGAUGGGAAACAUGUCCGUGGUUUUAGAGAAAUGCAAACUGGUGCCUGAACUGAGAGGGUUCGACUCGAGUCGAGUCCAGGAGGAUGUGAUUCCAGACAACAAUAAGAACCCCCAGAAAUCUGAAGGUUCUUCGUCACAAAGAGAGGAAGAGGCGGGCCGGGAGGGUAAGGGGGUGGUGUGGUGCGUGACCGGGGUCUGCGAGGCAGCCGAGGAUCCAACGAAUGCCGACAACGCACAAACAGAUCAAUGUGGAAGCGACAAGCAACCCACUUCUGACCCCGCCAAUCGAAUGCCUUCGGAAGCUCAGUCAGCCAAUGAGAAGCCAGUGCCUGAACCCAUCAGCAGCCAACCGGUGCCUGCCUCACAUCCGGCCUCUUCCCCCAGGUGGCGCCCAGUGGAUAGCGCCAAUAAAGUGCCUGAAGUGGGCAACGACAAGAGAAAAGUGAAGUCAGUGAAGGGUGAACUGGGGAACUCGUCCACUAAGAACCUCCCUACCUCUAAGACUCGUCCAACCGGAAAAAAACAAACCGCCGACAAAUCCAACCCGGUGCGCACCCUGACCAACUCGGAGAACUUCAGCAUGAGGCGCGUUGUUCCAAUCAUCCGGACCAAACGCCAAGAGAAACCAUCCGGUGUAACCAUCCUCAAAAGCUCCUCCUCCUUCCGGAAACCAUCGACUGCGCCUUCGUCGCGCCGCCCGAGCGUUGACCAGAAAGACCAGAAAGUUUCCCGAGACCAGAACCAGGACUUGCAGAGGAAACCGUCGAUCAGAAAGCCGAUGGCGAAACCCAGAGCACCGCCGGAGGAGAAGAUAUGUCGCUCCACUCUUCGGGCGCUCUCUCAAGCAAGUGGCAGCAUCAGCGCUCCGGUCACUCCUUCGCACAAACCCGCCACUCCUUCGUCGUCGCCGCUUCCUGGAUUCGCUCGAAACACCGCCGCCUCUUCCUUCAGACAAACCCCGCCUCCUCAGUCGCCCUCGUCUUUCUCUAGAACGGGUUCUCUAAGAGUCAGCGCCACCUCGGCAUCCUCCGAUUCCCUCAAACCGUCCUCCCCUUUGAGGAGGACUCAGAGCAUCAGGGCGCCGCCCGCUCGCUCUCCAAUCCACGACCCGGCAGCUCCCCCUAAAGGCCACCGGAGGAACGACAGCGGCACCUUUUCCGAGAAGUCCACACACUCCAGAGACUCGGGGAAACCCAGCCGGCCGACUUGGAGAUAACAUAUGCUGACAGACAAACCAGAAGUGGCUUUGUUUACACGCACAGUAAUAUUCCAAUUAUUUACCUAAACAACAAUAUUCAGAAGAAGACGCAAAAUGCUUUUUCCCCAAAAGGUGGAUAGGGUCAAAAAUAAACGUAUAGAAAUCAGCAUGAAACUUCCCCGGUUGGUUUUUAUCAUUAAGACAAUCAUCUUUUGUAUGACAAGUUUUCUGAAAUGUGAUAUUUGAAUAUGCAAAUGAGGCAUUCACUCAUGAAAUUUGGGCUUUUUGCAGAACAGAAAUGUGAACAUCGGGUUCAAAAUUCUUGUUUCAUUUGGUCUAAAUAUCAGAGUCAAAGGUUUUUACUGAGGGAAGCUCUUUGGAUCACUCAGAAGUCUUUUUCUGCAUGUUUUAGGGAUAAAGUGAGAUGAGUGUGUGAGUGGUGUAUGAGCGAUGGCUUCUGUAAAGAUCUUCACAAUACAGAGUGGAGUGGAUUUCUGCAGAGAGAGGAGAAGAUCUGUUUUGGAGAAAGGAAAUAGAAGGUGAAGAAAUUUAAGGUUGAAAGUUUGAGAGAGAAAAAGUCUUAUAAAUCGGACAAAUGUUUAGAUAUUUAGGCCAAAUUUAAGUUAAUUUCAUAGAAAAAGUUGUAAUAUUUGGUCUUAAAAAUAGUUUGUAAAGAUUCAAAGGGAAGUCAGACAUUACAGAUGAAGAAAUCGUGAUGUUUUAUGAAAGAAUAGUCAAAAUAAUUCAAAAAUAGGGAUACAAUCUGGUAUAUUUUGUGCAUGCCUCUCCUCCUUUCCUUGGUUGCAUCCAAUAUGAAGCACAAACACCAAUAAUGCUGCAUAAAUUGUCCUUUUUUUUUACAACAAUUAAUCCAAAGUAACCAGCCACAUAACCGGUCAUGUAUGAGGAAUAUUAAGGAAUAAAUGUCUGCAUCCUUAAAUGUAUAAUGAGAUUAAGAACCUGUCACUCCUGCAGUGUUUCUGGUGAACGACGUGACUGAAUCCCAGCUCUGUUUCUCCUCCUGAUUAAAAACCCUUUAUUUUAACGUCUUAAACCUUGAUUCUGCACGAACCCGGCUCAGAAAUCCCUGUAAAUGUGGCCUGAUUUAAAUAGAAAGUGUAAUAUUUUAUUUUAAAUGAAAUUGAAAUGCUAAAAAUCACUGAAAAUCAUGAAUUUAUACCAACAGUGUCUGGGAUAUGUGCCAAGUUUGUUUAUAUGAUGAUAUUUGUAUGUUUAUGUACCUAUUUAUGUAUGUAUGAAGCUGAAAUAUAUAUAAAUAUAUAAUCUAUCUGCUAAUUAAUAAAGUAUUAUUCCUUAAA
Molecule: messenger RNA, 5177 nt
Organism: Eleginops maclovinus (Patagonian blennie)
Lineage: Eukaryota; Metazoa; Chordata; Actinopteri; Perciformes; Eleginopidae
Product: FH2 domain-containing protein 1-like
Exons: 15
Coding region: 646-3876 (1076 amino acids)
Source: RefSeq, a predicted model, not a curated record